AUGGUACAGCUCCCCAUCCCCAGCUACAGCUCCAGCUACAGCUCCCCAGCUACAGCUCCCCAGCCCCAGCUACAGCUCCCCAGCCCCAGCUACAGCUCCCCAGCCUUAGCCCCAGCCACAGCUCCCCAGCCCCAGCUACAGCUCCCCAUCCCCAGCUACUCUACAACUCCCAAGCCCAAGUUACAGCUCCCCAGCCCCAGCUACAGCUCCACAGCUUUAGCCCCAGGUACAGCUCCCCAGCCCCAGCUACAGCUCACCAUGCCCAGCUACAGCUCCCCAGCUACAGCCCCAGCUACAGCCCCCAGCCCCAGCUACAGCUCCCCCGCCCCAGCUACAGCUCCCCAGCCCCAGCUACAGCUCCCCAGCCCCAGCUACAGCUCCUCAGCCCCAGCUACAGCUCCCCAGCCCCAUUCCCAGCUACAGCUCCCCAGCCCCAGCUACAGCUCACCAUGCCCCCCAGCUACAGCUCCCCAGCUACAGCCCCAGCUAGCCCCAGCUCCCCAGCCCCAUUCCCACCCCCAGCUCCCCAGCCCCACUCCCCAGCCCCAGCUACAGCUCAGCUCCCCAGCAGCCCCAGCUACAGCUCCCCAGCCCCAUUCCCAGCUACAGGUCCCCAGCCCCACAGCUCCCCAGCCCCCCCAGCUACAGGUCCCCAGCCUACAGCCCCAGCCCCAGCUACAGGUCCCCAGCCCAAGCCCCAGCCCCAGCUCAGCCAUGCCCAAGCUACAGCUCACCAUGCCCAGCUACAGCUCCCCAGCUACAGCCCCAGCUACAGCCCCCAGCCCCAGCUACAGCUCCCCCGCCCCAGCUACAGCUCCCCAGCUCCAGCUACAGGUCCCCAGCCUUAGCCCCAGCCCCAGCUACAGCUCCCCAGCCCCAGCUACAGCUCACCAUGCCCAGCUACAGCUCCCCAGCUACAGCCCCAGCUACAGCCCCCCAGCCCCAGCUACAGCUCCCCCGCCCCAGCUACAGCUCCCCAGCUCCAGCUACAGGUCCCCAGCCUUAGCCCCAGCCCCAGCUACAGCUCCCCAGCCCCAGCUACAGGUCCCCAGCCUUAGCCCCAGCCCCAGCUACAGCUCCCCAGCCCAAGCUACAGGUCCCCAUCCCCAGCUACAGGUCCCCAGCCCCAGCUACAAGUCCCCAGCCCUAGCUACAGCCCCAGCUACAGCUCCCCAGCCCCAGCUACAGCUCCCCAGCCUUAGCCCCAGCUACAGCCCCACAGCUUCUGCCCCAGCCCCAUGCAGUCCCGGCCCAGCACCAAGCCCCAGCCCAGGCUGCUUUGGUAGACCAGACCCCUGGUGA
This is a messenger RNA of Oncorhynchus tshawytscha (Chinook salmon), 1302 nucleotides long. RefSeq names its product extensin-like. The transcript is spliced from 4 exons. The record is from RefSeq and is a predicted model, not a curated record. NCBI's taxonomy places the organism in Eukaryota, Metazoa, Chordata, Actinopteri, Salmoniformes, Salmonidae. The coding region runs from base 1 to 1302 and encodes 433 amino acids.